AUGCUGGAAAAAAGAAAGAGUCACGAUAAAUCAAAUAAUCGUUAUAAGGUAAAAUAUUCUGAGAAAAUGCUCACUAAUAAUAUAAGUAUGAAGAAUCAGAAUUUCAAUGAAAAUAAGCAGCAAAAUGAUUUCACAACAGCAGAAGCAGCAUGGAUAGAAAAGAAGCAAAAAUUAUACAAAGACACAAAUAAUCAACCGUUAUGGGAUUUCAGAAAAAUAGAAAUUAAUCCAACAGAUACAGAAGAAUUAAUUAGUUUUCCAACAAAUAAGAUAUCUUCCAGUAGAUAUAGUACUUAUUCUUUUAUUUUUAAGAGUUUAUAUGAACAGUUUUUACGUUUACCAAAUAUAUGGUUUUUACUUAUAUCGUUAUUAGAAUUUAUACCAGCUUUUCAUAACAUUAGUAAUUAUUUGUAUUAUUCUAAACAUAAGUCUAUAUAUUUACUGUUUUUUUUUAUAUUUGUAUCUAUUAUGAAAAAUAUCUACGAAGAUUCUAGAAGAUCAAAUAUAGACUCUCAAAUGAAUAAUAGGUUGUGUCAUGUUGUAGAUGUAUCUAAUUCUCAAUUAAAAGCAGUUAAAUGGAUGGACCUAACAGUUGGUAGUAUUAUUCGUUUAAUUGAAAACGAACAAGUACCUGCUGAUAUUCUUUUGCUAAGUUGUAAUAAUAAUGAAGGAUUAGUAUAUGUAGAAACUUCCUUAAUAAAUGGAGAGACAAAUUUAAACAAGAAAUGCUGUGUUAAUGAAACAAGAAAUGAAACAUCUAUGCAUGGUAUCUGUAAUAUUAAAGGGAGAAUUAUCUGUGAAAAACCAAAUAGUAAUAUGGAAUCAUUUAAUGGAUCCUUAAAAUUAGAUGCAUAUCCACGUGCUACCUCUUUAUCAAUUAAUAACGUUGUUUUUAAAGGAUCCUAUAUAAAAAAUACAGAUCAUAUUUUUGGAGUUAUUAUAUAUACAGGAACAGAUACGAAAAUCAUGAAAAAUAUGUUAAGAAAUACCUAUAAAUUUGGUUAUGUUAAUAAAGAAUUGAAUAUGUAUACAAUUAUUACCAUCUUUUUUACAUUAAUUUGUGUUUUCAUAUCCGUGUUAUGUAAAUGGACAGAAGAUGACAAAUUUAAAAGUGGAACUCAUUUUAUGUUAAUUACUACAAAAGAUAACUUAUUUGAAUCGAUAAUUAAAUACAUUUUGUUAUAUUCAAAUACUAUCCCAAUUAGUAUUCUAAUUACUGUUGAUCUUAUUUCUAUAUUUCAAAGUAUUAUAAUAGAAAAUGAUAACCGUAUUAGUACAUUUGAAAACGAAUCAUCUGAUCCUUCUGCCAUUGAUGAAAAUGAACAAGUCAUUGAUUUAAAAAUGAACAAGUCAUGUAAGGAUUUUAGAAAUUAUACUUUUUUUAUGAAUCAUUUUAGUAAAAGAAAUUUCAGCAAAAAAAGAUAUUCCUAUACGAAUAAUGAAUCAAAUUCUGUUAAUAGAAAAAGUUUUAUAAGUACAUUUCAUAAACUAAGUAAAAUUAAAAAUUAUUUUUAUAACACAAAUAGUUUAAUGAACAACUCGAAAUCUCAGUCAAACACUGUCAAUAAUAGGAGUUCAAUGGCACUAAGCGAUACUAUACAUAAAAAAUAUAGAAAGACUGGCUCCUUUUUAGAAAAAUUAAAAAUUUUCUUCUUCAAAAAAGAUGAACAUAUGAACUUUGAUACACAUUUACCACAGAAUAGCUUUCUAUAUAAAAAAUAUAUAAAGAAUCAUUCAUAUUCUCAUGAAUUGAAGGGAAAAGAAAAUGCAAAUGAUAAGUGUCGUGGUACCAUAAGGGAGAAAGAUAAAGGAUGUGUGACUACUAAAAUGGAGCAUGCCAUAAAUAAAAAGAAUAGCAGUAGUUUCAAAAACAGCAUCAACAUCAAUGAUAGCAGACACAAUAAAAGUAGUAACAAUAAUAGCGUCAGAAACAACAACAACGACAGUAACAAUAAUAAUAGUAUUAUUAAUAUCAGUAAUAGUUAUAAUAAGGGAAUUAUUUUAAAUAGCAAAAAUAUGCAAAAAAAGGAAAAAGGAAUAUUACGGAAAGUUUUCCCAUUUUUAUAUAAAACGAAAAAUGAAAUGCGAGCAAGAGACUUUACCAAAAAAGUAGACAAAGAAAAAGGAAUUAAUACACCCAAUUUAUCUAAUGAGAAAUCUUCCGUAGAUGAUGAUGAAUACGGGUGGGGGAUAUGCUUGAAUUCGAAUAUGCAUGGUGAUUUAGGAAAUGUUGAUUUCAUAUUCACAGACAAAACCGGCACUUUAACAAAUAAUGAAAUGUUCUUCAACAUCGCCAAUAAUAAUAAUAAUAAUAACAAUAACAAUAAUUGUAAUAGUUAUAGUAAGAAGAAGAAGAGUAAAUCAUCCAGUUAUGAUAAAAAAAGUUCUUGGUGUAAAAAUAGAGCCGACAGCAAAAAAACUGCAGACGAUAACGAGGCAAAAAAAAAUUGCUUUGCUACAAAUACAGGCAAUAAUUUACAUCUAGGAAAUAGUAAUAUACACGAAGAAAUUCAAGAAAAAGAGAUUGUUACGGAAGAGUAUGAUGUUAGUGCUAAUGUGCAAACGCACCGUGAUUGUGAUAGGAAUAUUAAUAACAAUAAUAGUAACAGAUACAACAACAAACUCAAUAACAGCUGUAGUAGUGGUUAUGAUAGUGAUAGUGUACAACUUAUGGAAAAGGACGAGGAUUCUUCGGAUUACAUCAUGGAAAAUAUAUAUGACAAAAUGAAUAGUGAUAAUUAUAUAAAGGAAAAUAUGGACUAUGAGCAUGAUAAAAAUAAUCUUAAUUAUAAAUCAAACUCUUCGAGAAAUUAUAAAGGUAAAAAUUCGGGAAAUAUAAAUGGUAGUUGUUUUUAUAAUAGAUAUAAAUCAUCAGAAAAUUCAUCGACGUCAUAUUCUUCGUCUUCAUCAACAUGUUCCUCUUUAUCUGAUAAUUUCAGCUCAUCUUAUAUAUAUUCAUCCUCUAAUUAUGAUAGCAUCGAAAUGCAUAAUGACAAUGAGAGUGUCAGAAGUUGCUCCAGUUAUACAGAAAGACAGAAUUUGUAUGUACCAUUAAAAAAUUCAAUGAGUAAAAAGAAAACUGAAGAAAAAAUAAAUGAAAAAGUGAAGCAUAUGAAAGAAUCCACUAGUGGAACCUACUUUUUUUUUAAUAAAGAAUAUCAGAAUUAUUUAAUGCAACAAAAAUUUUCAAAGCCAAAAAAUUUUAGAUCGCAUAUCAACACAAACCAUAUAAAAACCCGAUGUGAUUUUACUGAUAAAAGAAUAUAUGUUGAUUUAAAUUCUGAUAACUGGAGAGGUUAUUACAUAGAUGAAUUUUUAAAAUGCAUAACCUUAUGUCAUACGGUGGUUCCAUUUAUUCAGAUGGAUGCUAUUAGAAAUAAGAACAUGCCACAUAUUACUUCGAAACAUUCAAAGGGUAUCUUUCAUUAUUUGGAUAAUCAUAAUCAUGCGAAUAAAUUUUAUAAUGACAUAAACAAAACUAGAAAUGAAUUAAAUUUUCAGAGAUACACUGAAUAUGAUAAUGGUCAAGGUAUUAAAACAAGUAAUAGAUUAUAUAAAGAUUUUGAUAAAAUAGACAAUUCCUAUAAUUUAGAUAAUGAUAAAAAUUGUAGAAGUAAAAGUAACGAAAACAAAUUAACCAUUAAUGAGAAAAAGAAAUGUGAAACAAAUUUAUACAACUACACAACAUUAACCAACUUUAAGUAUAAAAAUAAUAAUAAGGGAAAUGAUUUAAAGUUCAGAUAUUUUUUUAACAAAAAUUAUAGAAUAAAAAAAAGGAGUUUUAGAUCUUCUAAAUGCUCCGAUAUUUACAAAGGUAUAGAAAAUACAGAAACCAGUGUAUGGAGGAAAUAUCCAAAUUUGAGUAGAAAUAAAAAUACCUUUUCAUGUGAAAGGAUUAGUGAACACCGUGAUAGUGGAUAUAUAUCAAAAAAACAUAGUGUAGUUUCCUUUAAACAAAUAUCAAAAGAAAAAUUGCUUUCUUUGAAUAGCUACACAGUCAAUGGAAGCAUUGAAAGAGCAAAGUACAAAAGUAAAUAUCAUAACGUGGACGAUAAAAGUUUUGAACUUACUUCUUUCGUUAAUGAAAAAAAUUUGGGAAAUUCUGAGUAUGAAUUCGACAAAAAUAAAAACAUGAAAUUUAUGGAUAAUUACCCUUCAGAAUCAAAUAUAUAUUUAGAUGCUAUAAAAUAUCAGUCUAGUUCCUUAGAUGAAGAAUGUUUAAUAUAUACAUGUAACUAUUUAGGCUAUAGAUUAAUAUUAAGGAAUAAAAAUAUCAUGUGUGUAGAAAUAGGUGGAAACUUUUAUAAAUGGAAUAUCAUUGGUAUUAAUGAAUAUACAAAUAAGAGAGGAAGAAUGUCAAUUGUCGUUAAACCUGAAUUUAUGCAUUCUGGGUCUAUUCUGUAUGUCAAAGGUUCAGAUACGUCUAUUCUCUCACUGUUAAAUUUAAAGUAUAGCAAAUUUUUAGACAAAAUAAAGAGUAACAAAAGAAUAAAAAAGAACAGCCAUGAUGUCAGCAGCAACGACAACAGUAGCAUAAACAACAACAAAAGAUACAAAAAAAACUACAAUGGAAGAGGGAAGAAGAAUAGAGAAAAAAGAGACCGACGAGAAGGCGAGAACAUUUCACUGAAAAAAAGAUUUUUCGACCUGGAAAAACACUCCUUAAAAUCUGAGCAUAUUGAAAGUAUCGAAUAUGAGAAUAUUAGUGAGAAAAUAUUUUGCACUAAUUAUUCUGAUGAAUAUGACGAAAAAAAUGAAUAUUCUAAUCUAAACGAUUUAAGGGAGAGAGAAAUAUAUGCAAAACGUCAACAAUACAAAAUUAAGAAACGAUAUCGACAAUUAGAAAAACAACUACGAAAAUUUUCAUUGAAAGGGUUGAGGUCAAUGAUAUUCGCGUUUAAAUAUUUGAAUGAAGAAGAGACUAUUAAAUACAAGAGGAUGUACGAUGAUGCAUGUUUGUCUAUAUAUAAUAAAGAAGAAAGAUUAAUGAAUGUAGCGGAAGAAAUCGAAAAAGAUUUAAUCUAUCUAGGAAUAACUGGAGUUAAAGAUAGAUUACAAAAGAAGGUAACUAAAACGAUGGAAAUUUUGAGCCAAUCUGGAAUCCGAAUUUGGAUGUUAACAGGAGAUAACGUUGAGUAUUCUUUACACAUUUCAUUUUUAUGUAAAAUUUUAAAUUCUCAUACCAAAAUAUUUCAUGCUAUGCUUGAGAACAAGAAUUAUAAAAAAUUAAAACGGGAAGGGGCAGCAUUAUAUGAGUUAUUUCAGGCGGAAAAAGAAGAGAAAAAAUGUUACGAAAAAUUAUGUUUAUUAAUAAACGGUAAAAACUUACAAACAUUUUUAAAUCAUAGUGAUUUACAAACGCAUUUUCUAAAUAUGGCUUGUAGAUCUGAUGUCGUAAUAGCUUGUCGAAUAACAGCUAAGCAAAAGGCAUUUAUAGUUCGAUUAAUUAAGAAUAGAUUAUCUCCAACACCAAAUACAUUAGCCAUAGGAGAUGGAGCAAAUGAUAUUGCAAUGUUACAAGAAGCUAAUAUAGGGGUAAGUAUAAUGACUUCGGAAUGUAUUAUAUCUGCAGGAUAUUCAGAUUACUGUAUAAAAAAUUUUUGUUAUUUAAGGAAAUUAUUAUUUAUAUAUGGAUCGAAACAUUUAUAUACAAUUAGUAUUAUGUUAUAUUGGAGCUUUUUUAAAAAUAUUAUUCUUAUACUACCAAUUUUUUUUUAUCAAGCUUAUGCCGCCUGGAGUUGUGUAAAAAUAUAUCCAGAAAUGUUAUAUACAUUUUUCAGUAUUUUUUGGGUAUUUAUACCUAUAAUUUAUUAUAUGUUCCUACAGCAUAAUUUGAAUUAUGAUAUAUUAUAUAAUAUUCCUUUAUUUUAUGCACUAAGUAGAAGAAAGUACAAUAUGAACAUCUUAAAAUUUUUCUCUUGGAUAAUUGAGGCUAUCUUUUAUGCUGUGAUUAUAUUUUUUUUUUCUUACAUAGCACUUAAGGAAAAUUCUCAUCUGAAUAAUGGAGAAGUAGUCACAAUAAAUACCUUUGGAAAUAUAUGUUUUCUAGGGAGUUUAUUAAUUUCUAUUAUGCGUCUUUUCUUAGAAGGAUCUUUAUGGUCUCCAUCAAUACUCAUUACGUGCUUUGGUUGUUUUCUUUUUGUUUUUUUCCCUUCAAUGAUUUUUAUUUUUUUCGCUUAUGUGUCAAAUGAAUAUAUAAGAGAGGUAUUUAGGCAAACCUUUUCUUGGAAUCCUUUAUAUGUUCUUUUAAUUUUAUGGUUUACAAUAUGUAUCAUCUCGUAUAUAUUUAUUAAUUUUACAAAAACUAUCUUGUUCCCUAAUAUAUAUAAUGUAGUUAAUCACUGGAUAUUUGAACAGUAUCAAGAGAAGCAUAAUAAAUAUAAAUAUGCUUAUUUUCUAUCAGGAAAGAAAAAAUUUUUAAGCUUAAAAAGAUUUAGCAAGAAAUUAAAAUUUAAAUUUAGAAGAAAUAUAAACAAGACAUCUAAUUUUAAAAUUGACGAUAAGCAUAAUUCUCUUGAAAAUACGUUAAUAAGUAGUGCAAAAAAUUAUAAAAACAAUCAGCGAUACAUUAAGAAUAACUCCUUUUCUAAAUACUUCCAUAAAUCGAGGAGCUCAAUCAUUGAUCGUAACAUUCAUAGUAGUAUUGCCAAUUUGGAUUAUAAUAACACUGAUUUUGACGAGGAACAAAAAUAUAGAGGGUCACAAGUUACCUUAUCGGAGCAGGCGGUUCACGGGAUGGGAAAUUUUGACUCUACUAGAAAAAGGGGGAAAAAAGGAAUUACGGAAGAAUAUAGAGAGGGGCAAAUGGCAAAAAUAGAUAAAAGGGAAAGCACAAAUAAUAACAUUAAAAACACACAGAACAAUCAGGUUAACAAAGUUCAGGUUAAUCAAAUGAAGGAAAAAGAGUUAAGUGUACAUACAGGUAAGGAAAAUGAUACAGAUGAAGAGAAUACAAAACAAAGGCAUUCAGAUAAGACAUAUAAAAACGAGGAGAUAAAAAAACGUGAAAUUGAUGAGAAGGCUAAAAAUGAUACAGAACAAAGUAAGAGGAAAAGAAAUGAAAAAGGUGGAGAUAAAUCACCAUUUGUUGAAACCGAGAAGAAAACUACAGAGGUAGAUACAUGUAACAAAAUAUAUUCUUUCCAACUGAAGAAGGAAAAAGCAAAUCAGGCAAUUUGUGAAGAAGAAAAGAAUCAGAGUAUUUCCAAUUGGUCCAAUAAGUUUAAUAUAUUUAAUAAAAUAUGCAGUAACGAAAAUGAGGAAAAGGACUUCUUUAAAAGUGAUGAUAGAUGUCUAGUUAACAGAGGUUUACUUAAUUACAGAAAUAGCUUAACAUAUGAUGAAACAACUAUAAGUGGGAAUGGUUAUUAUAUAGAAGAUAGUUUUCCUAUGGAUUUUAGAUCAGAUGAAUAUUUGGAAUCAAGUUCUAGAAUUGAUGAAUCCCUAAUGGCAGAAAUGAAAAAUUGUUUAAACCCAUUAAAAAAUACGUUUCUAGUUGAUUUAUUACCUCAAGGGAAACGUUUUCGAAUUAACGAAGAGCAUAUAUUUUUUAAAAAUAAUGAACGUAUGGAAAAUAUACCUGAACCAUUAGAUGUUAAUAAAAGAAAUUAUUAUAUAAUUCAAAAUAAGGCUGCAUAUUAUGAUAACGAAUCGACAUCCGAAUUUUCCUAUACAAGUGCGGAUAGUUCAAAUUAUAAUGGCAAUAAUAAAAAGAAAAACGAAAAUGAGAAUGCACAAAAAGAAAUUGUGAAAGUGACCAAUUUAAUUAAUAGAUUCACAUUAGCAUUUAAAGAUAUGCAACUGGAAUCAGGAUUUCAAAUACAUAAAAAGAAUAAAUUUUACAAAACAUUAAUACCAUGGUAUCGUUUUAUUUUUAUAUUAUUAGGAAUAUUUUUUUUAUAUAUUUGGAAAUUAGAAUCAUCAUUAAAUGAAUCGUGGUAUAUGUCACCAAAUACUUCCACGGGUUUAUUUGUAUUAAUUUUAUAUCUCGUAUUUGAAUUAAUCUUACUAAUUGCAACAGUUACCACAUUUUUCCCCAUUAUAUUUAUAGAAAAUUUUAACAAAAUUAUCAAUUCAUUGGUAAUAUUAAUAAUAACUCAUCAUGUGGUUAGUUAUUCCAUUACACACACAGAUGGAGUCUUUCAAGCAGUUCUUUUUCCCUUAUACACAUUUGUUAUUUUAAGAUUACCCUUUGUUAACGCUGUAUUUUGCAAUAUUAUUUUUUUAAGUCUGUUCAUUAUUAGGUUUAAGGGAGACCAUUUUUUAGAUAAAAAAAGCUUAGCUCAUUAUAUCCCUUUGUUUAUUGGUGUUGACGUUUUUGUCGGUUUUGUAGGUUAUCGUCUUGAGUUUAAUCAAAGGAAAAACUUUUUAUUGGAAUAUUCGGUAGAAUCCUCUAGAAGAAAACAGAGGGAAAUAUUAAACACCAUGCUUCCUGCUUUUAUUGUGGAUGAAAUGAUAUAUUCUGAAUUAAAUGAAGAAGGUAUACCUAUAUCGUUGAAAGCAGAGGACAUAGAUACUGUUACGGUGAUCUUUUGCGAUAUAUAUGACUUUCAAAACAUUGUAGCUAAUAUUGAACCUACAAGAUUAGUUGAAGUGCUAGAUAGACUAUUUUUAUGUUUUGACAAAUGUACUGAGCAAUUUAACUGCACAAAAAUUGAAACAGUUUUUGAAACAUACUUGGCUGCAUGCGGAUUGGUGAAAAAGGAAGGUGACAACAGAAGCGGCAGCAGCAGUAAUGUUAAUAAUGACAACAACAGUAGUAUUAACAACUGUAAGAAUAACACAUAUGACAAAAAUAAUAAACAUUUUGAGGAGAGUAACGAAAAUUAUAACAAUAUGUGUGGCAAAACUAAAGGCCAGGAAGACGCUCAUGAUUCAAUCGAUUUUGCUUUAUCAAUUCUUCAAGUGAGUAGUCAUAUUAAAUACGAAAAAACAAAGCAAAUGGCAAAAAAGAACGACUGCUAUGAACAUGAUAAUGCGGAUGAGCAUGAGAAUAUAAACAAUUCAGUGAAUAAUAUGACACAAGGAAAAUCCUUAGAGAGUAGACCAACCAGAAUUAGAGUUAAGAUUGGAAUACAUUCAGGAAGAAUUAUUGCUGGUGUUGUAGGAUCUAAAAAACCGCAAUAUGCUCUUUUUGGUGAUACGGUUAAUACAGCAUCUAGAAUGAAAACAACAGGGAAACCUGAUUAUAUUCAUUUAUCAGAAGCGACGUAUGACUUGGUUAAGGAUGAUAAAACAUUAAUUUAUGAAAAAAAAGAAACAGAAAUAAAAGGAAAAGGAACUAUGACCACAUAUUUAAUAACAUCUGUUAUUGGGUUAAAUUAUCCAUUUGUAGAUGAGAAUGUGGACAGAAAGAAUCAUUUUUUUUCUGAUUUUUAUGCAGAUAAUAAUAAACUAAAUAAUUCUAUAAAUUAUGAUAAAACACAAAAUAUAUUAGAUUAUUAUUCAAACAAAACAAAUCAAUAUAAUGAAUACAAUUUAAAUGAAAGUACUUGUAAUAUUGAUAUGAAUAACUACGGUAAUUUUGACAAUGAAAUAAACAAUGAUUACGUAAAUUUGAAAGAUUUGUCCUUGAAUGAUUUGCCCAAUGAAUAUAUAAGAGAUGUUAAUAUGCAUUGUUAUGAAAUUAUAAAAUUAAGGAAUCUAAAAAUUGGUGCAGCUCUAGGUUAUCAGUUGAAACAAAAGGAUUUUCUUAAUAUGUCCUUUUUAAAUAAUGAACUUCAUAAUGAUUCUACAACAAAUUUCAAUCACUACCUUGAAAAUAAUAAAGAUUUUGAUGAUAUUAAAGAUUUUAAUACUACCUAUAUGAAUAAACUUUCCUUGAGUGAUUCAUUGUACUAUUUGAAUGAUAAUUUAAUAAAUAAAGAUCAAAAUAGUGAAAUUAUCCAAAAAAAAACAAAUCCAGAAAUCAUGAAACAAGUCAAUGCGCAAAGCAUGAACAACCUUACAUAUGUUGGUAUAGAAACUCAUGAUGAAGACGAUGACGAGGAUUAUAAAAAUGUGCAAUUAUGUGCUAAAAAAUGCAGAACAUGUAGUGAGAGAUAUUGUACUGUUAGUAACUGUAUUAAUUAUGAUCAUGUAAACCACGUAGCCUAUCACAAAAUGUUGAAUAACAAGAGAAGGAACUAUCUUAGGAGCAUCAUGAAGAAAGGUAAAAGGGAUGGAGAGACAGAAACGGGUGGGGAAUCGAAGCACCAACUGAAGAUGCAGAAGGAGAAGAAGAAACAGCAGGAGCAACAACAAAAACAGCUAGAAGCGGAUGAAACCUCUAAGAAGGGUGCCCUAAAUAUGUCGGGGCUUACUUCGUGCUUAUUGAAAAUAUUUACUUUUUCUAGAAAGGGAAAAAAGGAAAAACACAAUACCAUAUGCAAAAAACAAGACCAAGAAAGGGGAAAAGGGAUAGCUUCCAUAAGUAGCGAAUGGAUAUUUUUAAAAUUUAGUGACAAGAAUUUAGAGUCUAAAUAUAGGUCUCAUUUUUAUAGUAACAAAUCUAAUCUAAAUUCAAUUGAGCAAGCACUAAUAAUUUUUCUAGUAGCCUUUGUUAUGCAAACAUUAAUUUCAAGUACAGUACCAAUAGUAUUUGUAGAUCAUAAAAGAGCAACUCAAACGCUACAAGUUAAUUAUUUUAUAUAUUGGUCUGUGAGAUCUGUGUAUACAUAUCUUGGUUUUAUGUUGUGGUUAUUAUUUCAUUAUAGAACUAGACCUGAAGUUUCCUCUUUAUUAAAUAUUAAAUGGAUGAUAUUUUUCUUAAAUUUAUUAUUCAUAUCAGCCGCAUGUGUUUUUUCAGUAGCAUAUUUAUGGUCUAUAUCAGAAACGGAUCAAACGACAUCCCAUACUAUAUGGAUGACAAAUGAUACUAUAGAAUUUUUCUUUUAUUUAGUCAUAUUACAUCAUAACACAGGUAUGUUAUUUCAGACAUGUAUAUUAGUAGACCUGUUGUUAAUUACUAUGUCUUUGACAUUUAUAUCAACGAGUGUUGUAAAAACAAUAACUACAGACUCAACUCUUCUGCUUAUACCAUGGUACGUUGCCUUUAAUUUAAUAUCAACAUAUUGUAAGGAAUCUAUUGAUAGAAGAACAUUUUAUGCAAAUGAGAGUGCAAAGAAGACAGAAAAUAGAGCCACAGAAUUGUUAAAUGAUAUGCUUCCUAAACAUGUGUUAGAAGAGUUUCAACAAGAUAAAUUAAAGCUAGCUUAUACACAUGACAGAUUGACAUUUCUUUUUGCUGAUAUAUGUGGAUUUACUUCAUGGGCAAAUGGAGUAGAUGCUUCAGAAGUCUUAACAUUGUUACAGAAAUUAUUUGCAAAAUUUGAUAACGACAGUACAAAAUACGGUUUAUAUAAAUUAUGCACAAUAGGAGAUGCAUAUGUAGCUAUAAGCGAACCUGUCACAGAAGACAACCAAGAUUAUGACCCUGUAGAUGGUACUGAAAGAGUUCUAGAAAUGGCAUAUUCAAUGAUAAGAAUUAUUAAAGAAAUAAGAGAAAAAUUAGGUAUACCUAAUCUAAAUAUGAGAAUAGGUUUACACUAUGGUUCAUGUGUAGGUGGGGUUAUUGGGUCCGGUCGUUUGAGAUAUGAUUUAUGGGGAAUUGAUGUAUUAACAGGUAAUCUUAUGGAAAGUAAUGGUAUUCCAGGUAAAAUUAAUGUUUCUGAAACUCUUAAAAAUUUCUUAUUGCAACAAUUUAAAAAUAGAUUUAUUUUUAAAGCAAAUACAACUGUUAGAGUUAUUUACAAAGAUGUCAAAUGUUUUAUUAUUAAUGAUAAAAAAGAAACUGAUUCCUCUAAUAAUACAAAAACAUUACCCAGUAGAAGCCAUUUAUUUAAUAGAAAAUUCCAAAGACAAAACCAUCUGGGGACAAACCGACUUGACAAUAGAAGAACAAGCACUUUAUCCAUAUCUACUCGUAACCUCAGCAAUUUCAACGGUAAAAAAUUUUCUAGCAAGGAUCUCUAUUACAUAAACGUCAACAACUCUUAA
Messenger RNA from Plasmodium malariae, 11976 nucleotides. RefSeq names its product guanylyl cyclase, putative. Gene Ontology annotation, molecular function: ATP hydrolysis activity; ATPase-coupled intramembrane lipid carrier activity; ATP binding. The record is from RefSeq and is a predicted model, not a curated record. Bases 1 to 11976 code for a protein of 3991 amino acids. Gene Ontology annotation, biological process: cyclic nucleotide biosynthetic process; intracellular signal transduction; phospholipid translocation. Gene Ontology annotation, cellular component: plasma membrane. The transcript has 2 exons. NCBI's taxonomy places the organism in Eukaryota, Apicomplexa, Aconoidasida, Haemosporida, Plasmodiidae.